GCAUUCCGCUUUUUAUAAGCUUCUGACUGGACUCGGCCUCGUCUGCGCCGAAAAAACCCACUCCGAUGGAUAUUCCUAUGAGACCUCCCUGAAUUACCUCCCUUUGGCCGGCCCAGCGAAAUACCUAUCCAUACCCCGACCAUGCCGGAAGGCAUUUACCAGGCCGAGCCCCCGGUCCGGCCGGCCGAUGCCGACGCCCCGGAGCAACAGCACCGGCGCCAGAAUGACCACGGCACCGGCCGCCAGCGGACCGCGACCGGCACCACCGAAAUCGACGAAACCCUGAGCCACCCGGGCUCCGUGCGCAUCAACGUCAAGGGCGCCUUCAUCGUCGAUCAGGAAACCGCCACACCCAUCACCCCCGACGGCCGAAGUGGGUCACCCGGCCGUCAUGAGACCAAGGACAUCCGGCUGCCGAACCAUACCGCCGUGGUCAGCCAUAUCGCUGUUGAUAUUGGCGGCUCGCUCGCCAAGCUCGUCUACUUCUCGCGCGAAGCGCACACGACCGAGCCCGGCGGCCGGCUCAACUUCAUUAGCUUCGAGACGGACCGCAUCGAUGAGUGCCUCGAUUUUAUGCACCGUCUCAAGGACAAGCACCUGCAGCUUAACGGGAGCGGGAACGGGAACGGCGAUGGCUCCUCGAACAGGCUCGCUAACGACCUGUGCGUCAUGGCCACAGGCGGCGGCGCGUACAAGUUCUACGACAAGAUCCGCGAUGUGCUCGGUGUCGACGUGUUGAGGGAAGACGAGAUGGAGUGCUUGAUCAUCGGCCUUGAUUUCUUCAUCACCGAAAUCCCCCGCGAGGUGUUCACCUACUCUGAGGCGAACCCCAUGCACUUCGUCGAGCCGUCGGAGAAUGUCUACCCGUACCUACUCGUUAACAUCGGCUCCGGCGUGUCCUUCCUCAAGGUGUCCGGGCCGCGCAAGUACGAGCGUGUGGGUGGCACUUCGCUCGGGGGCGGCACGCUGUGGGGCCUGCUCAGCCUGCUCACCGGGGCGCGCACCUUCGACGAGAUGCUGGAACUUGCAUCGCAGGGGGACAACACCAAGGUGGACAUGCUCGUCGGUGACAUCUACGGCACCGACUACGGCAAGAUCGGGCUGAAAAGCACGACCAUCGCUAGCUCUUUUGGCAAGGUCUUCCGGAAGAAGCGGCAAGCCGAGCAGGAAGCCGAGGACAGCGGCGGCCAGCGGCACAAGGACCACCACCGCCAAUCACGACAACAACAACACCAGCCACAGCCAUCAGCGCCGCAUCCCUCCUCUCAACCCAGCCAACCCGGCCAACCAUCCGCCGACGAGGCCGGCCGCCCCUCUCAGGAGCAGGAGGGCUCCUCCUACGACGAAUCGCGGCCCUUCUCGGCCGCCGACAUUUCCGUCUCGCUGCUGUACGCCAUCUCCAACAACAUCGGCCAGAUCGCCUUCCUGCAGUCGCAGAUCCACGGCCUGUCGCACAUCUACUUCGGCGGUUCCUUCAUCCGCGGCCACCCGCAGACCAUGAACACGCUGAGCUACGCCAUCAAGUUCUGGUCCAAGGGCACCAAGCAGGCCUACUUCCUCCGCCACGAGGGCUACCUGGGCGCCGUCGGUGCGUUCCUCAAGAGGCAGCCGCGGAAUUGGGGUAGGCGGGGCAGCUUUGAGGAAGCCGGCGCCGCCGGCGGGCCGGCGAUGGAUCUGAGAUUGCGGGCGAGAGGUGGCGGUGAGUAGUCCGCGUGGAGACUGAGGGAGGCAGGGGGUUGAGGUUACGAAGGCUCAGCGUCCUGCCGAGCAAGCUGGGUGGCUGGUUUGGCCGUGCCUUUGGCAUCUCUGCGGAGCGAACUGUUCUUCUUCCUCCGCCCUGGUUUGGAUGGCUCUCCUUGAUGUGGGAAGCGUGUUUUGCAUGCAUGGUCUGGAAGCUGAUAUCCUGCCAUGACGGUUGGUUUGGGCGGUGGGACUCCGUGGCCCAGGUGGUACAGCGAAUACUGUUCGUAUCAUAUAGCGGUAUUGCAUUUUGUUGUAUAAGCGCCUGCAGAGUAAUAGACUUGAACGGCAUCUGGGAAUCCUUCUCCCCAGCUGGAUUACC
This is a messenger RNA of Thermothielavioides terrestris NRRL 8126, 2062 nucleotides long. RefSeq lists its product as uncharacterized. Gene Ontology annotation, molecular function: ATP binding; pantothenate kinase activity. Gene Ontology annotation, biological process: coenzyme A biosynthetic process. NCBI's taxonomy places the organism in Eukaryota, Fungi, Ascomycota, Sordariomycetes, Sordariales, Chaetomiaceae. The transcript is spliced from 2 exons. The record is from RefSeq and is a predicted model, not a curated record. Bases 142 to 1707 code for a protein of 521 amino acids. Gene Ontology annotation, cellular component: cytosol; nucleus.